Tetrahymena thermophila SB210 is the source of this 504-nucleotide messenger RNA. RefSeq lists its product as hypothetical. The transcript has a single exon. The record is from RefSeq and is a predicted model, not a curated record. NCBI's taxonomy places the organism in Eukaryota, Ciliophora, Oligohymenophorea, Hymenostomatida, Tetrahymenidae.
AUGUAUGCUUGCUAUUCAGCAGAGUCCAAGGAUUAUUCUUACAGAGAAUAUCUCGAAGUCUUUAAGUGUUUUAAAUAAAUUUAGUUAGCCAGAUUUUAAUUAUCAAUUAAGCUUUUAUUUCAUUAGAUUAGAUUCCUUUCAUUAAAAUCUAGUAUUCAACAAUAAGGUUAGUCAGAAUCAGAUUAUAUAAGAUCAAUAGCAUGUAUUAAUAGAAAAUCGAGAAAUGCAAAGCUUUCAAUAAAAAUCAAUACACCUUCACAUCAAUUAUUGAUCAAUAUUAAAGAUUUUCACACAUUUGAUUAGAUUAACUCAGCUGGAUUCUCAAGAUUGGGAAAUGUGUUAAGCUAUCUACAAGACAUUAAAAAGAUAACCACAUUUCAUAUAUAAAUCGAGAAAUUAUUAUUUCUGAUUCAAGUGGAUUAAAAACUUGGGUUCGAUGAUGAAAUCAAUAUUGUGAUUUGCAAUGCAUCGUCCAAUCUUGUUCUUCCUGAAAAAGUUAUUUGA